AUUAGACGUGGCCGUUUAGACUGUGACGAUAUAUGUGUGUUUUGACAUGUAUGACGAGUUUCAGGUUCUGUGUUUGUAGUUCCGGUGCCAUGACCCCGGUGACAGCCCCGGCCCGCGCAGUUUGACUGACAGACCGUGUCAGCAUGUGGAGUGACCGGCACCGGGCGGCCCGACACCUGCAGCGCUUCCUCAGCGGGUCCGUGAGAGGGCGGCCUAUUCAAUAAAGCGCGAACUGUGCAGCGAGUCAGGGGGAUCUCCCAUUGUAGUAUAAACCUAUCCGAGUUACAGCACCAUAGGGAUAGUAAUUAAAGGGACACUACACCCACACUGUCACAUCCCAGUGAAGCGGUGUGGGGGCAGUGUCCCUGUCCCUUUAAUCCUGAAAUGUAAAACAUUGCCGUUUCAGAGAAAUGUUUCCAGCAAUGUUUACGUUGCCGGGUUUUAGACGGCCAAUAGAGGGAGGCGCUUCCUGGCCCUUCGUGGAGUUUGUCUCCGUGAAACGGUGCUGGACGUUCUCACACUUUGCUCAGAGGACGUCCAGCGUUUUAAAAUUUCCCGUAGGAGCACAUUGAGUCAAUGCUUUCCUAAAGGGAAGGCCUAAUGCGUGCGCCGUGCUUGCAGCGCAUGCCCAUUUUGUCCCCACCAUUAGAUUAGCUAAUAUUGGCGGAGGAGGAGCCCAACACCAGUGCCAGUAGGACAUCGGCACUAAAAUUGAAAAAGUGAAUAAGGAGUUUAAUAACACUUUAUGUGCCACUGGAGGAGGGGGGUGGGGAGAUUCCCUUUAGUGUUGGGCAUACAUCUUUGCAUUCCUAACGCUAGAGUGUUUUCCUUUUAAGUGAGAAUUGUUGGGAUUCAAAUGAUAUCGCAUUUUAAGGUCUAAAUAGACAAAUAGAAAAAAAAUAUUCCAGUUUGCUUACUUUGGCCUUACAUUUGAAUUCCCAACAAUUCCCACUUCAGUAAAUAACUGCAAGUCAGCUGUGUUUUCAGUUUGAAUAUUUUUGCCUAAAAUUUGAAAUCCCUUUUGAAUUAUAGGUUAUUUACUUAAAGGAAAACUCCAGUUGUUUUCCUGGCACUGCAGGUACCCUCUCCCUUCAGGUCACUUACCUGAGACCCUGCCGAUGUCCCUCGGCGGUGGUUUCAGGUCGGCGUCGCUCCUCCCAGUAAACACGUCAGUCGGUGGGCGAGACUGAUCCUGCCCGCCGGCUGAGGAAACAUAAUGCGUAUGCGUGGCAAUGCCGCGCACACGCAUUAGGUCUUCCGAUAGGAAAGCAUUGAAAGAGAUUUUCAAUGCUUUCCUAUGGGGAAUUGAGCGACGCUGGAGGUCCUCACACAGCGUGAGGACGUCCAGCAACGCUCUAGCAAAGAAAAUCUUUGCUAGGAACCAGGACGUGCCCUCUAGUGGCUGUCUAGUAGACAGCCACUAGAGGUGGAGUUAACCCUGCAAUGUAAUUAUUGCAGUUUAUAAAAAAAACUGCAAUAAUUACAAUUGCAGGGUUAAGAGUAGUGGGAGUUGGCACCCAGACCACUCCAAUGGGCAGAAGUGGUCUGGGUGCCUGGAGUGUCCCUUUAAGUGAAAGACACCACAAGCUAGGAUCAGGGUCCUAAAGUAAAGCCCUGUGUGCAGUUUCCAUAGCAUUGCUGGUUAACCACUGCUACUCUAGAUGUGAUAGACUUUAUAUAUCUAGGAUGCCUAGCCAGAUUGGAACGCCAAAGGUUGCUAUCCUCAGAAGUGAUUUAUAGCGAAUAGCCUACUGCAAGUGCACAGCAAGUGUCCAUAACAAACAGACCCUCACACCUUUCACCAUGAGGAGUCUCCACCAAUGUGGAUCUCUCCAUUGUGCUGACUAAGGUUCAAACAGAAAUCACAGCAGCAGACAAGUUAGGUUGAGCAGCAGUUGGACAGAUAACAGCAGACUAAGAAGACUUUGUCACUAGUGAGAGUUGUGUUAUGUCAAUUGUACAAGUGCAAUGUUUUCAUGUCAGUUUGACUUAAUGUUUCUAAAGUAAUUUGUUACAAUUAAAAAAAAAAAAAGAAGAAGAAACCCGACGAAAAUACAUUCAAUUUUUUUUAUUUAUUUAUAAGAAAGGCCAGUAAUCUCAGUAUUAACAAUACUUUUUUUUCUUUUGUUAGUGUUAAUGAAGAUGUGAAAAAAGGAGACUCAUCGGGCUCUUUUCUUUAUGAGGUAAAUAUCUUUGUAGCAAUAACAAUUAAAGUUUAUACGUAAACCAAAAUAUCCACAAUUCCUUAGUAUGUGAAACAGAUAAAUUUCAUGCAUCUGUAACUUUAAGAAAAUAAAUCAUUACCUACUCCUAGCUCCUUCAGACUGGGAUUGGCUUUAAGGGUGAAUAUUAAAAGAACACUAUAGUGUCUGAAAUAAAAACAUGUAUUCCUGUCACUAUAAUACUGCAGUGGCUAUUUAGCUCCCCCGGCCCUUGUACUGUGGAGUAAAAAGUUUUUUCUCCACUGCCAUGCUGGUCUGGCCUCUGCUGGCCCAGCAUCCAUGGCUGUGAUUAUAAAACUUGCUGUAUCAGCCAAUCCAAAUUUUUUAUUUUUUUUUUAAUAGGAAAGCAUUGUGAGUCUAUUGCGCAUGCAUGUCAAAAUGUUUGGCCCAGGGGCAAAUUCAACCUAAAGGUCCUGCAAAAACUCAGCCCCAACAAAAAAGUAUCCUCUCCCCACAGGCCAUGCUGUGGCCUUAAGGCAACUCCGGUCCUACCAGGGCCGGAAUUACCUUCCUUGCUGCCCUAAGGCCAGUAUCCUCAAUGGAUAUAUAUGCUGCUUGUGGGGUUGCACGUCUGGAAGUGGCUACUUGUGUUUCAGUUGGGACUGUAGUGGGGAAAUGGCGACAUAGUGGCUAUAUUGGGGUCAUAGGUGAUGUAGUGGGAGGGUUAAGGCUAUGGUGGGGCUAUAGGGCCUAAAUUGGGGAGGGUAGUGUCUACAGUGUGAGGAAUAGGGCCUUUAGCGGUGGGAGGUGAAGGGACUAUUGUGGUUUGUAUAGUGGGAGUAUAGGGAUUAUAGUGGGGGUGACAGAGGCUGUGGUAUAUUGACUUCAGUAUAGUACUCCCAUGUUCCCAGCUUUCCCAAGACAAAUAUAACUUGUUUCUGUUCCAGUCAUCCUCACAGUUUUAGUGCCACAUGAAACACAUCCAUGCAGAGAGCAUUGACACUUUUUCAUUCCCACUUUUCUCUAGGCCUCCUUUGCAGUGACUUGCUGUUUUAUAACAUAUUCAUUAUUUAACCUCCCUGGCGGUAAUCCCGAGUUCAUGGUGUAAAACAAUACACACAAUACAUUGUAAAAACAAUGUACUGCUUUAACAUUAAAAAAUACUGACAUAAUCAGACCGCCAGCGAGGUUAAAUGAAGGGGCUGCAAUCUGAAUGAACCAAUGCCCCACUGUUUAGGGGCUUGUCGGUAUGAAGCUGGCAUUGGUUCAGUGUUGGAAAUCUCUUUGACAGCAUCACGCAAAUCUUCAUGGAAGUUAUGCUGAAAUCGAAGAAUAGCAAACUCUUCCCCAUAGAAUUAUUGCAAUCUAACUAUCCACACUUUGUUAUCUUUCUCACACUGUAUAGUGUCUCAGGAAACAACAAUAUUUAGCAGACGUAAUUUUUUAAAAAAUAAUAAUUUUCUUUUCAACCUAGGAUGAUCUUCAAGUACAUGUGGUCAGGGCUGGCCAGUGCAAGUCAUUGGACAAUUUUUGGAGUGGAAGUGGGGUGACUUUUAUCUUUGAAAAAAAGGUAAGUGAUAUAAAUUUCCAAUGUAAUAAUGUGCGUGGUUUAUGGUAAAGCAGAGUAUAAACUAUGUCUUACUUUAUAGCCUUUCCGAUUAGAAGAGGAUUUACUGGAUGAAUCCCAGCAUAACGGCAGCCAUGUUUCUGAUCUGGCUCUUCAAGAAAGUUCCCAACCUAUGGCUGUGCCAACUAUGAGAGCCAGGUAUAUAGGUGACACUCUUUAAAACACAUACAUAACAUUCCGUAAACAGGUAAACUAUACAUACAUUCCUUUAUAAAAUGUCCUGCCACUUUCAUUUGAAAUGUCAACUGUUUAACCAUUCAUUAUUUACAAUAUGGAAGACGUUAUUAUUCAUGAUGUAUCACUUAUACCCGACAUUCAUUAAUAAAGUGUCCUGCCUCUUACUUUUCUUUAUAGUUUUAGAUACAAAUACAUUUUAGAUCCUCUCAAAAGAUAAACUUAUUGCCAUAACUAUAUGUUAAGUAUUUAUUCGGUUGCCUUCCAUGUUAAUCCACCCAUGAGACUGCCAAUAUUUAUUUUUUAUUUUUUUUUAAAACAAAUUUCUGCCCAGAUACAUAUUCAUACAGUUGAUGUACUCAAAGUGUGAUUUAUGGUUGUCUGUUUUUUCUUUUUUUGGUAAUUUCAGUAGCGUAUUCAGAAUACAGUGUGCACAACAUUAUACUUAUUUUGUAACUGUGCAUUUUUAAACCCCCUUCUCUGAUGCUCCCAAGUAUCUGCUGCUUGUGAUCGAUAUAAAACCUUGUAGCACAAACAAUUUGUUAUGGCAGAGUGCGUGUGUAGUGUAUAAAUAUCAAAUUGUAACAUAUUUAAAGUGACACUCCAGAACCCUACAGCACUUCAGCUUGCUAAAAAGCUUUCUGUGUGAAGAGUGUCUCUUUUGGUUUUUUUCCUGUUAGCUCAGUGGAGCUAAACUGAAGAGGCUGCAAUUGCCCAGAGCAGCUGCCUUACAAAGACUUCUGAUUGAGCUGCAUUGGGAAGUCUGUGAUUGGACAGUCACAGAAAGUCUCUCUUGCCUGCUUGCAAAUGCAGCAGACAAGAGAAGUGUAGGUUUUUCAAGAUGUUUUUAGAUUUACCCCCAAUGAAAAAAUGCAUAAUUAAAUACAUGCACGUUUUCAUUUGGGGUAUAUUUACUACACAUUGCAUUUUAUUUAUGUUGUAUUUGGGCAGUUGUGUCCCUUAAAGACACAGUCUGUGCUAAAUGCAUGCUAGGUAUUUUGUGUCUAAUAUCUGCCGUAAUGUUAAUGAGGAAAAAGUAAUAUUUUUACAGUCUCCUAUCUUGUAUGAAAUAAAAGAUGAAAAAUGUGAAGUAUAUUGUUUGCCUAGGUUGGUGAUAGUUAAUGAACUUUACUUCCUUUGAAAAGAAUCUUUAAAAAUAAACAGGAGAGCAAUGACCAAGAUUAAUCCUGACGGGUUUGAAUUAUAUUUAUUAUAAUCAGUUCUGUGGCUUUCUAGGCAACUCCUUUCCAGCUACACUUUGGCACAAAAUCCUAACAUGACCCAGCUGAGGGAUGGGAAGCCAGUGGACAUACUUCCUCCAAUGUGGGUGCGAUGUGACGGCUCAGAUUCUGAGGGAACAUGCUGGUUGGGUGCAGAACCCAUUAAAGCUAAUAGGAAUGAGAUAACUGGGAUGAGUUUUCGCAUGGUAACCUGUGCAGGUAAAUGAGAAUUAUCAAUCACUACAGCAGAGCUAGACACUAUUUCCCCACUGAUGCUCAGUGUUAAUAGUUUAAUUAGCUAAAACCAUGUUGACACAACUGCCCCGCAAUGUUAAAGGAAUACUUCAAGCACCAAAACCACUAUGACCUGCUGCAGUAGUUAUGAUGACAAGAGUGCCCUGAUGGCCCCCACUGUAAAUACUAUUUUAGAAUGGUGUUUUUUCCUGGGGUCUUCCAGGUGCCACUCUUCACUACAGUCUCACCAGAGUCAGAGGCUCUGUUUUACCUAAGCCUGGUGAUGCAUGGCUUACCUGGCAGAUCCCAGGUAGGAAGCCAAAGCAUUCUUUAACUGUUUAACUACCUGCAAUGGGGUGUGCCAGGACGCUUCUGACAUUAUAACAACUACAGAGUGUUGUAGUGGUUAUGGUGCAUGGAGUGGUCCUUCAACUAAUCUGUCUUCUUAACACCAGAUGAUUUAAUAUUGGCCAUCAGCAUAAGUGUAGUUCUAAAAUGUGGAACUACACUUAUUUGUAUAAAAAAAAAAAAAAAGAAAUAUAUACACAUACAGUGAAAGAGUGCACUCAGAGGACUUGAUAAAUGUUUAUAAUUCUGCUUUAUUGUGCAAUAAGAGUCAAAAUAGUUCAACGUACAUUUCAGUAUGUAAUUAUUUCUUAAUUUGGGGAUGGGGGGGACAGUGAUGACAGAGCUACUUUAUUUGAAAUCCUGGACAUAUGAAGCUUUUUAACAAUAAGGACUUAUAAGUGAAUCUAACUACAGGCCUUGAUUACUCAACAUUCUGCAUGAUUAACGUUAUCUUUUUAUUUGCUUCCUUAUGGUAAUGUUAAUUAAACCUGUCUUUGUUUCUGUUAAUAGGUCCCACAGCUGAUAAAACCUUAUUCCCUAGCUUGGAAAUGCUAAGGAAAAGCCAUAGAGAGAGGCACCAUUCAUCUGCUGUGAGUUUGUUUAGCCAAUAGGGUGACAUUAUAUAUUUUUUAUAUUCUAAGCAAUUUGUUGAAAGUUAUGUAUGUAUUAACUUACUUAUCAAUAGAAAAUAAUGCUUUGAAGGCAUUUGACAUUUACCUCAGCUAGUCUAGAUCCAUUAUCAGUAAGCAACUGCUAACCCCCAUGGUGUAUAGUUUUGAGGACCAGAGUACGCUCUGAGAUUACUGCCUUGACCAGCGUUGCAGCCCAUCUAUACAUAUAUUUUGACAUUAAGUCCUGCCAGAUGUACAUUAAAAGUGAAGUUCUUGCACAAUGUUAUUUCUAACUUAUUGUUGUUUCACAGAUGCAGACUAGGGGGUUUGCGCAAUAUGACUUAUUUGGCACCAACACUGUUGAGAACUCGGUUAUAGAAUCACAGAGCAGUGUCAUGGUUGACUUUGUCUGGAAUGGUGUGGACAGCAUCCUACAGAUUCCACCACUAACAUCAGCAGCAACAUUGGUAUGAUACACUCCCUAUUACAUACAAGUGAUAGCUUGUACUACUAUAUUAUUAUUAUCGCGAUUUAUAUAGCUCCGAUAGAUUCCGUAGCGCUUUACAAUAUUCACCUUAACAUUUAGAACAUGCCAUACUCUGUAUCAAGAAUAGUGAAAAGUGUGGCUCCCCACUCUGCAGUCGUACAUCUUUUGUAAUACUUUGCCAACCUUAAGGAUGAGCGUUUUCAAUAUUGUAGAGACUGUGGAUUUAAGCUUUGGCCACCCUUGCAUGUACUUCUGUAACUUCCCAUUAAAUGAACAUUCCAGCCUUCUAAAUAAAUAAAUCAAUGUAUUUAGAGCAGGGACGUAUUAGCUGCGAGGCAAACAAGGCAUUUGCCUUGGGCAGAAUUUUCCAGGGGGCGGCAAAAAAAUCCGCCCCCAAAUGCCCAGGGCAAAUGUCUUAUUAGCCUUGCGGCUAACUGACAAACCGGGCGGGCGGCGCUGGCGAAGAAGCACUUUCCCCUGAGCGCUCUGCUCAGUUCCCUCGUGCACUUCAGAGUGACCGGCAUCAAAGUGCUCCCUCGCCAGCGCCGCCCGACUGCCAGCCCCAGAGAAAAGGGAGAACCCCCCCAGCAUUCCCAAAGGUAAAGAGGCUGGGGGGGGGUUGAAUUUUUAAAAGAAAAAGUGAAUGUGUGAGUGAGAGUGUGUGUCUGUUAGUGAGUGAGUGUGUGUCUGUUAGUGAGUGAGUGUGUGUCUGUUAGUGAGUGAGUGUGUGUCUGUUAGUGAGUGAGUGUGUGUGUCUGUUAGCAGGGCCAGAUUAAGAGCCCAGUGGGCCUGGUGCUGACAAUUAUGACGGGCCUAAUUACAGAAUCAUAUCGACCAAAAAUAGUAAAACACUCCCAAGCGUCAUGUAUCUGAUGGAGAUGGUGCUGGAGAGAAAGAAAACAGCAGCUAUAAGAAAACACAUACAGUAGGCUAAUCUCUCACUAAUUUAUGUUUUCAUCUUUCAAGUAAAUCCAUAACCCCUAACAGCAGUGUCCAGUCAAGCAAGAAGUCAAUGGGCACGGUAAAAGGGUGUGCCACUGACACAAAUCACAUAACCUGCCAAAAGGGGCGAACAGGCCCAAAAAGAGGAUAUGACUGCCAAAAGAAUUAGAAGGCCAGCCUGGCAUGAAUGCAUGUCUGGCUGCCUGCCAAUCAUGCAGCUGGCCAACUAAGGGCAUACUAUGCAGACAGCACCGAGCUUGGCAUAAAUGCAUCUAAUGAUGGGCUUGCUCAACGCUUUCUAAGGACUGUCCCCUAACACUCGCUGGUCCACCUGUCUCCUUACCUUCUUACUAGUAGGCAGAAGCUCCUGGUAUAUAGUCUGGGACAGAGAAAAGCUGUAUGUAGUGAGUGUAGAAGAAAGGGAACAUGCCAAAGUGUUAGAAAGACCAAAGUCAGCAUUACCUUAAAGGAUCACUAUAGGGUCGGGAACACAAACAUGAAUUCAUGACCCUAUAGUGUUAACACCACCAUUUAGCCCCCCUGUGCCCCUUAUACCUCCAUAAAUAUAGCAAAAUCUUACAGUAUUCAAGCCUGAAGCUGUAACUCUGCAUGCUGUUAGACUCAGAAAAACAAGCAGUCUGCUGACAUCAUUAGAAGUGGUGGUCUAAUCCAAUCACAGUGCUUCCCCAUAGGAUUGGCUGAGACUGACAAAGAAGCAGAUCAGGGGCAGAGCCAGCAUGAUUCAAACACGGCCCUGGCCAAUCAGCAUCUCCUCAUAGAGAUUAAUUGAAUCAAUGAAUCUCUAUGAGGAAAGUUCAGUGUCUGCAUACAGAGGGAGGAGACACUGAACUCUAACAGCCAUCUAAGGAGUGGCCAGUGAAGUUAUCACUAGGCUGUAAUGUAAAGACUGCAUUUUCUCUGAAAAGACAGUGUUUACAGCAAAAAGCAUGACGGUAAUGGUUCUACUCAACAGAACAAAUUCAAUAAGCUGUAGUUGUUCUGGUGACUCUAGUGACUCUAUAUUCAUUGUCAGCCAUUCCACACAAGUUGUGUUCCCAUACAUCCCCCUUAAGUUUCCAUACUUAAGUAAGAGUAUGUGAAAAGUAGUUAGGGUUGCCACCUUUCUUGGAAAAACAUACCGGCCUUGCUAAUUUGCAUAAUUAAAUAUGUAUGGGUGACAUGAUGUAAAUCACAAGGAGUGACAUAAGAGAAAAUGCUGUAAAAUCACCAAUAAACUCUUUAGUUUGAUUCUGCUGUAUAGAUGGAUUUCUCCCAGUGCCCCCAUGUGUCGAUUACUCCAGGUCUCAGUGUUCCUAUGUAUCAGUGUCUCAGUGCCCCAUGUCUCCCAGUGUCCCCUAGUGUCGUGUCCCCAGGUCUCCCAGGGAUCCUAUGAAUCACAGUGUCUCAAUGCUCCAUGUCUCCCUGUGUCCCCAUGUAUGCCAGGGUCCCCAUGUCACUAGGAAGACGGGAAGACCUGGGGAAACGGGGAGACCUAGGGACACGGAGACACCAGUGACACUGGGAGACUAGGGGACUCUGGCUGGGGACACUGGGAAAAUAGGGGACACUUGAAGACAUGGGGAUACAGACACCAGGGACACAGACACUAGAGACACUGGCUGGGGGACAUGGGGACAUUGAGACAUUGGGGCACUGGGAGACAUGGGGACAAGGACACCAGGGACACUAGCUUGGAGACAUGGGGACAUUGAGACAUUUGAGGCAUUGGGAGACAUGGAGGCACUAGGAGACAUGGGGACAGUGAGACACUGGCAGACUGGGGGCACUGAGACACCAUGGACACUGGCUGGGAGACAUGGGGACACUGGGAGACAUGGGGACACUGUGUAAAUAAAAUGUAAAGUGUAAAUAAAAUAAAAGCCAGGUGGAAUCCCUAAGAGUAGUGUGUGAAAAAAAAAAAAUGUAAAAAAAAAACUUUUUUUUAUAAAUCAAUGGGCCUACUCCAUGGGCCUGGGCCUGGAGCUGCAGCUCCAUCAGCCCCUAUGUUAAUCCGGCCCUGUCUGUGAGUGAGUGAGUGUGUAUUUAGAAGGCGGGUAAGGGGGAGUGUUGCAGGGGGGGGAGAGGGGGAGGCGCACCUGAGUUUUGGCAUGCCUAGGGCAGCACAAAACCAGGAUACACCACUGACUUAGAGUUGGUUAGUCUAGAGGACCCCUGUCCCACAGUAAAACCUAUGAAAUAAAGGGCUGACUUGGCUCUAAUUCACUAAAGAGAGGGUCCCUCUCUCUGUUUUGCCUGCUGGGAGACUGAUGAUCUCCAGUUCAUUAAAAUGCUUCUCAGAGAAUCAUUAGGCACUGCGCAGACAGUGCUUUUCAUAGAAAAACAUUACGUUUUACUUUGUGCUGGGAUGCAAAUCGAUCAGAAAGAGCACUUUCCCAGCUGUCUGACAACUGUGAGGGUGCAACUUUAUUGUAGAUUUUAAUUUCAAAUCAGCACUUUGAUAAAGUGAUGAAAGAGCGGAUAUUCUGUUAAUUUCUAAAGCAGAGGAUUAUUUUAACCCCUUAAGGACCAAACGUCUGGAAUAAAAGGGAAUCAUGACAUGUCAUACGUCAUGUGUCCUUAAGGGGUUAAUAAUUACAAACUGCACUAUUUUCAUACAUGUCUUAGAUAAAGGAAAUAAUCAGACCAAAUACCAUUUCAUAUUCCUUAACUGUUUUCUGUCCACUUCAUUUUGUAAAACAUUUUAUAUCUUUCAGAAUAUAAAGGUGGAAUCUGGAGACCUCAGGAGCCCAGUUUAUCCUGUAUAUAAAGAACUAGAUUUCCUGCUUGUAAGUGUGCUUCAGUAUUAAUCUAUAUUAUUAGGCUAUCUUUUAUUCCUUUGUGGUGGUUUUGUUUUCCCUGUGCAUAAUUUGAUAUUUCUUACUGUUAUUUUUUUGAUUGUGAUGCCGUGUUAUUUUUUUUUUUUUUUUAAAUCAUGCCUCUGAGGAGCAAAAUUAAAGGGACACUAUCACCGGCAUAACUUUAGCUUUUGAAGCAGUUUUUGUGCAUAGAUCAUGCCUUUGAAGUUUUACUGCUCAAUUCUCUGUCCUUUAGGAGUUAAAUAACAUUCCUGGAUACUAAUCCAUGGCAGCAUCACGAUAGGGUUAGCUCCUCCCCCUUGGCUAAUACUUACAAAUAGGCCCUCCUUACCUGGUAUCAUCAGUCUUUUUUCCUGUCCUCUUGGCUGUGGACAUGAUUCAGGUAAUUUACCUUACCUUUAUUUUAUUUUAAGUUUACCUCUUUAAUUCCCAGGAGAGUUCAGCCUCUCUCUCCUGGAAGAAAUGGAAAUUUUAAAUGUUUUUAAACAAGAAAAUAUACAAGGCAGAUAUCCUUAAUAUUAGAAGAAUUCCGCAAUAAUUAUCGAAUAACGUUAAUAUAAUGGGUAUUAUGUGAUGAAAAUUGUACCGCAGUGAUCCUACGGGUAGCUGUUUUUGUUAAGUGAUCUCACGCAUAAGAGAUUUAACCGCAGUGAUCCUAAUAGUAGCGAUGCGUGGAGUAUACACUUUAUACCUUUGAUAAGUCCGCAGUGAUCGUAAAGGUAGCGGUCAUUAUGUGUGACUCAUGCUUUUCCUUUCAGGGAUUUAUAGCCGCAGUGAUCCUUAUGGUAGCGGUGCGUGUAGUAAACACACAUUGAGAAUAUAUAUAUAUAUAUAUAUAAUGUGUGUGUAAUCUGCAGUGAUCCUAAUGGUAGCGGUAUAAUGGAUAAACAUUUCUGCAAAAUAUUUAUAUCAUUUUAGGAUAUAAGUUACCUGCAUUCUUUAUAAUUUUUGCUGGUAAUGGAUUUAUAAUGGGAGACCUUCUUAUGGGCUUUUUUGCCUGUGUUCUUAGUGUUCAUUCGUUUGGAAGCUGCGUUCGGCAGUUUCCCGCCAUUUUGCCACCUUGGUCGGCGUUUUCCUUAUAGGCUCUGGUAGCAUUCGUUUGUUUCUGCGUUCGUGUGAAAAUGUCAUUCGGUUGAAUUUUCCUGUCUUCAUAUGCUUAGUAUCAGUUUGGCAAACGAAAGGUAUGUUAAUUUUUUUGUGAAUUGAAUGUUUUUUAUUCCCUUAUUUCGGCUGAUUGGGCAUGCGCAUUGAAGGUAGUUCAGGAUAAUGCUCAUUUGGUUGUUGCUAUUUAAAGAGAUAAGGUGUUCUUUUUCUCUCUCCUUGGGUUUAAGCUGAAAUUUCUUAAGAAUACUUUCUUUGGUGUUUAUUCUUGUUAGUGCAGGUUAGAAGCAUUCUUUUACCUUUAGGUUUACUCUUUUAAUAGGUAUUCUUCAUUUAUCAUUCUUUAAUUAUUGUGUAUUCCUCAAGAGGGUCUCCUUCUAGGCACUCAAGGUAAACCUUUUCCUUUUUUUAUUGGAUUAAAAGAGCGCAAAGAAAUAGUAUUUUCAAUCCUCUUCUUUCCAUUUGGUUUUAGUGUCCAUGAGUUUGACACAUCGGAAAGAUCUGUUGGAGGAAAGAAGUCUCACAAGUCUGCCCGUUGUAUUGCAUGCGAUGCUAAGGCUUUGGAAGGAAAGAAGCUAUGUUGUACUUGCUUGUCCGAAGCAGCUGGUUCUCCUAAGGAUCCAUCUCCAGAGAUUAUGAAGUGGAUCCAGAUGGCAGUAGAUAAGUCCAUGGAACAGCGGAGAGCUAAUAAGAGGCCAAGAACAACUUAUCAUAGAGAUAGAGAAGAUUCAGACUCUGAUGCCUCAUUUGUGGAAGCUCAGUCGGAGAAGGGUGAAGAGAUGUAUUCCUCAGAAGAUUCGGACUUAGUGGAAGAACACAUUGGAUAUUAAGACCAUUGAAAAAUUAAUUAAGGCUGUCAGAUAUACACUGAAGCUUGAAGAACCUAGUACCUCUAAGCCUUCCUCAUCUAUAUUUCCAGAAUUGAUGAAGAAACCUUAUUUUCCGAGUCAUGAAGCCAUUAAGAAGCUAAUGCUCAAGGAAUGGAGAAAACCCCAGAAAAGGGUCUCCGCUCAAGGGAAGAUAUCCUCUAUAUAUCCCUUUUCUGAAAAAGACACUGCUGAUUGGGAUAAUGCACCCAAGGUAGAUGCGGCCAUUAUUAGACUGGGGAGAAACACAGCCCUACCACUGGAUGAAGUAGCUUUCUUCAAGGAUGCUAUGGAUAGAAAGAUUGACAUCAAUCUUUGUAAGAAUUAUGUUUCUGCUGGAGUGGCCUGUAGACCUGCAGUAGCUAUGACUUCCGUCUCUAAGGCACUUAUGAAAUGGCUUUGUCUUCUAGAAGAGGAUAUUGAGAAGGGUGUAAGUAGGCCAUCUCUAUUACAAUCUCUAUCAGAAAUUAAAUGGGCAACUGAGUUUAUCUCAUACGCAUCUCUGGAUAUAAUUAAGAACCUAGCCAGAAAUAUGGCAUUAUCAGUUUCUGCUCGUAAAGCCCUAUGGUUAAAAUCAUGGAAUGCGGACCUAUUUGCGAAAAAUAGUUUAUAUGCCAUUAAUAUCUUGGGCAAUUAUUGUUUGGCAAGCAGUUGGAGGAGGCCAUCAAAAGAGCUGCCAAAGGCAAGAAGGUCUUUCUUCCCCAAUUUGCAGAGGUAGAAGGUUUUCCCAGAACUGGCAGGACAGAAGAUCCUUUCAGGACAGACAGUCCUUUCGAGAAUCAAGGUCCUAUAAGCCAGGGAGAGAAUUCACAAGAGGUUCAACCUGGAGAAGUGGCCAGUCUGGAAGAAUUGCCAGAGGUAGAUCCUCAACCGGUUCUAGAGUCUCAAACAGACCUUUCUGAAGGUUGGAGACCCCAAGUCUCGGGAGUAGGAGCUCGUCUCCAUGCCUUUUGGGAAACCUGGGCUCAAGCAGAUUUGGAUGCCUGGGUGGUUUCUGUCCUCAAAGAAGGAUACAGACUAGAGUUCAAGGUAUUUCCCUGUCAAAACAGAUCCACGAUCUCAAAAACUGCAGAGUUGCCAGAGAAAAGACAAGCCUUGACAAGAGAUAUUUCCAAUCUUCUGCAAGAGGGAGUAAUUACAAGAGUUCCUCAAGAAGAAAUUGGUUUAGAGGUUUACUCGAAUCUGUUCCUGGUUCCAAAACCAUCUGGAGAUUGGCGUCAGAUUUUAGACCUACACAAGUUGAAUCUGUCCCUCAACAUCCAAAGGUUCAGGAUGGAGUCCUUGUCUUCCAUAAUAGCAGUAAUUCAGCCAGAAGAUUGGAUGAUCUCAAUAGACCUGAAGGACGCCUAUUUCCACAUUCCAAUAGCAGAUCAUCAUCAAAGGUAUUUGAGGUUCGCAAUUUUGGGAGAACAUUUCCAGUUCAGGGCAGUUCCUUUUGGACUAAGUACUGCUCCAAGAACAUUUUCAAAGGUCCUUCUGGAUCUGAUAGCUAUGAUGAGACUUCAGGGCCUUCAGAUAUAUCAUUACCUGGACGAUAUUUUAUUGGUAGAGAGAUCAAGGGCAAGACUUCUAACUCAAAGAAACCAGGCUAUAAGAAUUUGUAAAGGUUUGGUUGGGUCGUCAAUUACCAGAAGAGUCAUCUGGACCCCUCCCAGAGUUUAUGCUUCCUGGGAGCAUGGUUCGACACAAAGUUAGCCAUGGUUUUCCUUUCAAAAAAAAGAAUUUGGGUCAUGUCAAAGACACAAAGGGUGAUGGACUCAGAAUGGGUCACGGCCGAAGAGUAUAUGAGCAUGUUGGGAAACCUUUCGUCAACAAUCGGUCUAGUAAAAUGGGCUCAGUGGCACCUGCGUUAUCCUCAGAGGUAUUUCUUGGAAAGAUUCAAUCAAGACAGAGACAGGUGGUCCAAGAAGAUAGUCAUUUCUGCAUGCCACCGGAAAGCUUUGGACUGGUGGAGAGAUCCUGUUCACCUCCACAGGGGGUUUCCUCUAGGAGAAAUAGAUUGGCUGAACAUAACUACAGAUGCCAGUGGUACAGGUUGGGGCGCUCAUCUCCUUCAAUGGAAUGCCCAGGGCAGACGCGUGAAAAGAGCCUCCCAUGUUCCAGCCAACCUUCUGGAACUAAGAGCAGUCUUCUUAGCCCUGACAGAUUUUCAGGAUGUACUAAUAGGAAGAUGGGUGAGAAUUCACUUGGACAAUCGUACCGCAGUGUCCUACAUAAACAAGCAAGGUGGUACCAGGAGCAAGAAUCUUCUUCUGAAACUGGAACCCAUUAUGUUAUGGGCUCAAGAGAAGAUAUUGGGUCUGUCGGCUGUAUAUAUUCCAGGACCAGAAAAUUCGAGAGCAGACUUUCUCAGCCGAAAUUAUCUGGAUCCCAAGGAAUGGCAAUUAAAUCCAAAGAUAUUCCGUCAACUGGUCUUGAAGUGGGGACGACGAGAAGUAGAUCUAAUGGCUUCAGCGAAGAAUACUCAACUUCCAAAGUUCUUUUCAAGAACUUUUCAUCCCAGAGCUCUGAACACAGAUGCCCUAUCCAGUCCCUGGGAGUUCAAGAUAGCAUAUGUGUUUCCCCCAUUUCCUCUCAUAUGGAAAACAUUGAAGAGAAUCAAGAAGGAACAUCUCCGAGUACUAGCGAUUAUUCCAUUUUGGCCUCGCAGACCAUGGUUCCCCCUCCUCAAGUCUCUUGUGAUCACCGAACCAUUGAAAUUGCCGGACAUUCCUGAUCUCCUGAUUCAGGGACCAUCAGUGCAAGGGCCAAGGACUUUACAUUUGAUGGCAUGGAAACUGAGAGGAGGUGUUUAGCAAACAAAGGCUUUUCAUCAGCUGUAAUUGAAACUCUCUUGAAGUCUAGAAGACAUUCUACCUCUUCUACGUAUUACCGCAUUUGGACAGUAUUUGCGGAUUGGGCUAAGAUCAGUAAGGUCUCUUGCUUGUCUACCUCAGUCUCUGUUUUGGAAUUUCUGCAGACAGGUCUGGAUACGGGUCUAAGCAUCAGUUCUCUACGUGUUUAGAUUUCGGCUUUAUCAGCCCUUACUGGCUACAGGUGGGCUCUGGACAACAUGGUGAUCCAGUUUCUAACUGCAGUAAAAAAGUCUAGACCUUCUAUCAGAUCUUUAACGCCCCCCUGGGACCUUCCAUUACUACUAAGGGCUUUGUCUCUUCCUCCAUUUGAACCUCUUUCAGAGGCCUCGGAUAGAUUACUUACUCUUAAGGUUCUUCUUCUUGUGGCUAUUACAUCCGGGAGAAGGGUAUCGGAAAUUCAGGCCUUAUCUACGGAAGAAUCCAACAUGAAGUUCUAUCCAGAUAGAGUGGUACUAAGAAUAAAUCCGGAAUUCCGGCCCAAGGUAAUGUCGGAAUUUCAUUUCAAUGAAGAGAUUUUCCUUCCAUCAUUUUUUCAGUCUCCUCCUACACCAGAGGAAGAGAGGUGGCACACUCUAGAAGUCUCCAGAUGCAUUUCUAUUUAUCUGGAUAAAACAGCAAGUUGGAGGAAAUCUCCUACCUUUUUUCUAAACUUUGCGGUAUUCAGGAGGGGAUUGGCUGCAUCAAAAGCCACUUUGAGCUUAUGGAUUGUUUCAGCUAUUUCUUCUGCAUAUCAGUAUCAGGAAUCUCAAGUCCCGGAGGGAUUAAAGGCGUAUUCUACUAGAUCUCUCUCUACUUCAUGGGCAGCUGCUACUAACACUCCUAUAGAAAGUAUUUGUAGAGCGACUACUUGGGCUUCAGCUAAUACCUUUAUUAAAUAUUACGCCCUGGAUGUGAGAUCCAAAGCAACCACUGAGUUUGGAAGAAAUGUUCUUUCCUCGGUCUCUUGACUCUGAAUAAACAAACACUUAUUUGAGCAUGAAUACCUUGUUUUUGUUUCAAUUCACCCUCCCAUAAAAUUAGCUUGGGUAUUACCCUAUCGUGAUGCUGCCAUGGAUUAGUAUCCAGGAAUUUAGAAAAUUUCCUCAUACUUACCGUAAUUUUCUUUUCCUGGAUACGUCCAUGGCAGCAUCUAUUCUUUCCCUACUUAUUUUUUUUUUUUUCGAGCAUGUUACUUGACUGAUGAUACCAGGUAAGGAGGGCCUAUUUGUAAGUAUUUCCUGUCCUAAACAGCCAAGGGGGAGGAGCUAACCCUAUUGUGAUGCUGCCAUGGACGUAUCCAGGAAAAUAAAAUUACGGUAAGUAUGAGGAAAUUUUCUGAAUUUGCUUCUGUCCAUGCAGCCCUUGCCACACUUCCCAUGGCUGUGAGUCAAACAGCCUACAUUAAAAAAAAAAGGUUUAAUUUUCAAUCAGAUAUUAACUUGCGUUGGCAGUUUUUAGACCCUGCUUUGUAAUGCAAUAAAGGAAGUUUAAACAUAAGAACUCUCUUUACAGGAAGUGUUUAGGAAGGCUGUGUAAGUUACACGCAGGGAGGUGUGACUAGGGCUGUAUAAACAAAGUGAUUUAACUCCUAAAUGGCAGAAUAUUAUCAGUGCGACUGCAUAGACACGAUCUAUAUACCAAAACUGCUUCAUUUAUCUAAAGUUGUUUUCGUGCCUAUAUUGUCUCUUUGACAAAUAUGCCUGUCCAUUGGCGUUAUGCUAUUUCUCUUUUGUACAAUGUAUUCAUACUGAUGUUCUACCUAUUAUCUUAUAUAUAUCUUCCUUGUGUGUGUACAAACAGUCAUGACUAAGUUAAAAAAAAAAACAAAAAAACACUUGCAUGUCUAAAGUUUGUGGGCCAAAAAUCCAUUGUUUAUUUUGAAAGUAUUUGCUUUUUUUCAUGAAAUAUAUGGAAACCUUGUAAACACUUUUUUAGUUUUUUACUGUUAAUGUUUUUUUGCAAGAUAAUGCACAAAGAAGCCUUUUAUAAUUCAGAUAAAUAUGUAUAAAUGCUUUAUAUAAAGUUAUACAUAAAAAGAAACAGUGGGUAAAACUGUUUUUCUUGCGGCAGGUUUUGGCAGACGGAUUAAAGACAGGGGUGACAGAGUGGCCUGAAACCAGUGAAAGUAAAUCGGCUGUGGAAUUAGUCCAGGAACUUUUAAAUGGUAAUUUAGUGAUUUUUUUUUUAUUUUUUUAUUCCAUACAUCUCUGAUAUCAUAUUUAAUUUUGAAUGCAUGUAUUGUUUCUUUAUGUAAAAGAUUACUGGGUGUUUUUGUUUUGGUUUUUUUCUAUUGUGUGUUCAAAAUAUAACAGCGGUAAAAUUAAUCAGUAUAGCUAAUUUAUCUCUAUCUUUUUUUGACAGAACUAAAAAAUAAACUGGAUGGGGUUAAUAAUACGGGAACCAAGAAAGAUCCAGAGGUGACUGUAUAUAUGUAGUGGGCUUAAAUUAUAUAUACAAGAAUAUUAUCAGUGAGAUUUGUUUCAGCACUGAAGGGGUUAAAGAUUGUAUUUGCAAGGUCAUCAUAAAGCAAUUCUCCAGUCUGCAUGUUGUAGGUAAUACUCAGGGGUAGUAUCGCAAUUAUUAAGUAUGGCAAUUACAUUGAGUGAUGCACAUGCCGACUGCACGAUUCAGUUGUUUUGCCUGAGGGCGCAUAAAAUAAAAAAGGAAACCUAAAUAAAAAUUGAUAGAAAGGUAGGAAAUAACAAGUGCGCCCGAAGGGGAAUAACUUCUUGUCGAGGUCUAUUGCUUGUAUACUGCUGAGGAUUUACUCCUGAGGCUUGAAAGGGUUAUCCAAACGGCCUCAAUAAAAGUAUUUCCCACUAUUUUUGCAGGGCUCAUGUAUUAUGUAUGUGCAAGUCUCGCUGCACACAUGAUGGAUGUGGAUAGUUUUUUUUUUUUUUUUUUCUUUCUGGCACUCUGAUAUGUAUUGCUUUUAAACAGGUAAUAUGGCCUUUUAACUCUUUGAUGGCCAGAUGGAAGAGAUUUACCUGAAAUGGAUCUGUGCAUGUGGCCCUAUUAACACUUUUACUGUUACUUGGUUGUGGCCUCUUGCACAGUAGUCAUUGUCAUUAGUAAUGUUAAUAAAUGUUUCCAGUAGGAACUGCACACAUCCUCUGAGUUAAUUAAUCCAAAUAAUAUGCUGGUGGUCCAGGCUCAGGGGAUGGCAAUCCCCUGAAAUACUUCCAAUGCAGAAACAGAUUCCAUCAUACUGCAGACAUUUUAUUGAAAUUAACAUGACAACGUUUCAGGCCAUAUGGAUGGCGUAACCUACCUGUUAAGAAAACACAUUCAUGCAUACUGUACUUGUAUGUGUAAUGCAGUGAUGUUAUGAUUUGAGAAAGGUGUCCAUAUGCAAAAAUGUAUUAUUAAUGUAAUAACAUGUUACAUAGUUACAUAGCUGAAAAAGAGAUUUGUGUCCAUCAAGUUCAGCCUUCCUCACAUAUGUUUUUGCUGUUGAUCCAAAAGAAGGCAAAAAAACCUAGUCUGAAGCGCUUCCAAUUUUGCCACAAACUAGGAAAAAAUUCCUUCUUUACUUCUAUAUAUAUGUGUGUAUAUAUAUGUCUCAUAUUCGGUUAAUCACAGUUAUGUUACUUUUAGAAAUGUAAGAAUUUAAGCACUAAUCUACUACCUCAGUUUUGUUAGCAAUAUAAUUUCCACUUAGAUGGGCAAGCUGUUUUCAUGCCACAUGAAAUAUGGAUAUAGAUAACAUGUCCUAUCUUAACAGUUGUAAAACUAUAACUCUCAUCAUGCUUUGCAAUAAAUCUACUUUAGUGUGAGAGAGCAUAUGCUGCAUAAAUAUUCAACUAACCUUGUAAUAAUAUAUUGUUUGCCAUUAUAGCAUGUUUUACAAAAUGAAUAAAAAUAAUUAUUUAUCUCAGUCACAUUUGAAGUAGGCUGAUUUUUAGCUUAGAAUGCAUUUUUUUAUGGUGCAGUCUGUGUGAUGGAUAAAAAUGUCCCCGAUACCUUUGUCCUGAUUUUGAUAAGCUGCCCAUCCCCUAGUGGCAAACAAUGGGUGGCUUGGGUGGACUUGAGCUGUCUGCUUGACGUCUGUGUGACCUAGAUGUGACUUCACAACUAGAGAGAUCUGUGGUUCAGUGAAUAGUAAGUUGCGAAGAGCAUUGUACUAUUUGUCAAAAUUGACCCUUUAAAUAACCAUGACAUCUAAAUCAUUCAAACCAUCAAAGUAAGAUCUCUGCCUUAACGUGUAUCAGAAGAGGGAUUAUUCCGUCAAUUAAGAAUGGCAUGUAAUCAAGAGGUAACUGAAUGUGCUACUGUCCAAUAGGACAUGUAAAGUAUGAGGUCUAGGUUAAAAAAAGGACUGUACAUAUACAACAUAUACACUUUAUGAAUGUGGUUAAAUCUCAACUCAAAUAUAUAAAAUAAAACUCCCUUUCAUGGUAGUCUUUGUACAAAGUAGAAUGCAUUGUAGCGGCAUGCAUUUGGCCUUUGAAUAUUAACGGACAUUUGCCUUUAAUAGCUCUUCCUCUCUUCUAGAAAGUUAAAAGUGACGUAGCAGCAGUAGAUAGCUCCAUCCAGUCUUUUAUCACAGAGCGUGGCGAUCUGGACUUUGCUGAGAUGGUCUGGUGCAAAAUGAGAAAAAGUAAGACAUAUAUAGAAGGUCUGUCAGCAAAAGUGGUAAUUCUGGACAAAGUCCAAAUAUAGUUUAAUAGCAAGAACUGGUAUGCAAAUUCGAGUACACACACCACUUGCAUUACAACAUUAUGUCACUCCACACACAUUCAACUUUAGAUUACUACUAUACAGUUCAUUUGCAAUCAGGAUCAAAAAAGGAAUCAAAGGAUUUAGUCAGAAAUAUUAGUACAUAGAACAUGACUUAAAUAUCUCCAGUGUAUACACAACACUAAAAAUUCUAGCAUGCAUAUUCUGGUUGCAUUUAGAAAAUAUAUAGAUGCAGAUGCAAACAUGCGCGCGCACACACACACACAAAAUAUAUGACCAAAGAUAUGCGGACACGUGACCAUCACAACUGGAUAAGCUUUUUGGAUAUCCCAUUUCAAAACCAAAGGUAUUCUGUGCAGUUGCCCCUUCCAGCCGCCUGUCUUCUGAGAAGGCUUACCACAAGAUUUUGGAAUUUGUGCCCAUAAAGCCAAAGGAGCGUUUGUGAGGUCAGACACUAAUGUUUGACUAGAAGAUCAGUCUCCCAUUUGGGGCUCCAUUUCAUCUCAAAUGUGUUCAAUAGGUCCCUACUUUGUGUACUGGUGCAGUCAUGCUGGAACUGUAAGCUCAUUUGAGUGGGGUCCUCUUCAACCUAUCGUUUCUCUAAGUUGUCUUGUAUUUGUCUUAUUUAUAGUUAAAUCCCUUCUCUUAUACUAUUGUAAAAUGCAAUGGAAUCUGUUGGCGCUAUAUAAAUGGCAAUAAUAACUGGAAAGGACCUUUUACUAACUGUUGCCACAAAGUUAGACUCACCCAAUUGUCUAAAAUGUCUUUAAAUCCUUUAGCAUUAAAAUGACCCUUUAUUGUAAUUAAGUGGCCUCAUCCAAACUGUGAAAACAGUCCCUCUCCUAAACUUUACACUAGACAUUCUAGGAGGUAGUGGUUUCCUGGUGUCUGCCAUAGCCAAAUUCUUCUACCAGACUGAAAUAAUGAUGCGUGAUUUACCCCUCCAGAGAACACAUUCCCUCUGCUCUAGAGACCGUUGGUGGCAUGCUUUACGCCAACUCAGCCGACACUUGUAUGUUGCUUGGCCAUAGAAUCCCGUUUCAUAAAACUCACGACACAUUUCUUGUGCUGAUAUUGCUUUUAGACCCAAUUUAGAAUUCUGUAGUGAGUGAUGCAAUAGAUGAUAGACCCUUUUUUUUUUUUUAAUGUGCUUCCUCACUCGGCACCCCCAUUCUGAGUAUGCAUUGCUGAAAUACCUAAAUUCAAUAAUAUACAGUGAUCACAACAUACUAUUGGUAAUAGUGUGUGUGUGUAUGCCAGCAAUUCAAAGCAAGUUAUAAACUUUAGGCCACAAUAAUAGAUUUGAAAAAUAUUUUUCAGUCAGCUAUGUUUUUAUAUAGGUUAUUUUUGUCUUAAAAAUAAUUUUGACAUUUCAGUAUGUAACCAUAUAUUUGAUCUCAUAACAAGCUUGGGUGUGUGUGAAGAAUACAAUGCACAAAUAUAUUCUUUGCAAAUUAACGUGUCAAUUGCUUUCCACCACGAAAACAAACUCUUAUUGUUUCAUACUACAUUGCUUGAACAUAAGUGUCUGAAUCUGUUUGCAAAACUGCUUUUACAUACACAGACAAAGCAAUCUAUCCAUAUUAGUGCCUAAUUUACACUCACACUAUUCAAACUAUAUGUUAAUAAAAAAUUGUAUAUGUGUCUAUAUAUACUUUUUAAUUCAUUUAUUAUGUGUAGGUGUCUCUUCAUAUCAAGAUGCAGUCAGUUGUUUCUCUCUCAUAAUCCAGGCCCUUAAACAUGGUGAAGUGCAUCCUUGGGUAAGUAUCUUGUUUCUCAUUUUGCUUACCACCCCUUUUUUAAAGCUACACCUACCACCUAGAGGGAUGAGAAGAUACAUGUGCACACACAAAGAGAUAAGCAGGGCACUUGAAGACUCAGUUAUUUUUCCUUGCUCGGCUGCUUAACUCCAGCCAGUAAAUAAACAAACAAAUAAAGAACUCAUCUGUUUUUCAUGUCGCUUUUAUUCAAGCAGACUCCGUGCCGGUCGAUGUUUCAGUCUUAUAUUGGACUUUUAUCAAGACAAAAUAAGCACCUGCAUUAUGUCCUUAUAUAGGAUACUAAUAACACAAUGUAUCAGAAAGAGGUAGCGGGAGCCCAGAACGAGGGUCUAAUAGCCCAAUAGUGCUAAUUGUAUAUUGUAUAAAAAUCCAAGUAGUUAUAUAGAUCUCAGAGCAAGCAAUCCAGCUGGUUCUAAUUGCAAAUAGAAAGAGUGAUACUGUGUAAAUAAAUAGACAAAAAAUAUCAAGUGGUUACUAAGGAGAAUGUUGAAUCCUCAUGGUCUCAAAUCCCAGUGAAUUUGUUAGAUUUUGUGUUUAUUUAUUUAGAUUCAUCGUGGAAGCAGCAGUACAUUGAGCAAGCUAAUUCAACAAUCAUACCAUGGAAGCAUGCAGAGUAUCUCUCUCUCAGGCCUCACUCCCAUCAGGAUGCUGCUAGAGAUUGGCCUGGACAAAAUGAAGAAAGAUUAUAUCAACUGUUUUAUAGGUAAGUUUUCCAAGGCCUUACCUGCUAGAGAUUGCUCAGACAUUGUUAUUUAUAGAGCAACUCUGCUAAAAACUAAUACAUUAUAUAUCACUUUGGGUGAUUUAAACAGAUUUCAGUAUUAGCAGCUGCAUUGUAAAGGAGGCUAAGAUGCAGAAGAUAUAUGAAAAUAAUCCAAAAGUCACAACUAAACAUUGCCUGUAUACAUUGCAGCCCAUGCAAGAGGCUCGGACAAAUGGCAAAAUAACAGGAGAUGCUAGAAGAAGCCACCUACCAUUCACUAAAUCACACUCAGUCAUGGUACAAAAUCAGUCACAGUUGCUGCAAAACCAAUGAUUCAACUCUAAGCAACAUAUUCAGCCUUAAUUAUUUGAAAAUAAAUCCAUGCUUCAGAUGACUGUUUUCAGUGUUAAACAUUACAGUGCAUACAGUAAUCAAGAAUGUUUUCUUAACAGGUCAGGAUCUGGCAACUUUCAAUUACCUGGUAAGAAAACCUUUUGCUCCCCUUGUCAAGUCAUAGUGUUAUAGAUUUAUGGCUUAGAUGUUUGGCUCAAGGGAACAAUAAAUGCUGUAGGACUAAUUUGUUGAUCACACAUUGUUAAGCUUAACCCUGUAUCACCCAGUGAGUAACACUGUGAUGGCCUACUUAGUUUCUACUCUGUUAAUCUGUUACACUGCACAUAUUUUCAUUAUUUGAUCAUAUUUCAUGUAGUAAAUAUUUCUCCAAAAAUAAAAAGUUGGUUUCCUAUACGUUAAGAAAAUGGAAGAAAUAGAUCAGUUUCUGUUGGGUAGGUGAUGAGACUUUGUCUCUCUUCCAGGAUUACUUCAUUACUCCUUCAGUAGAACUAGAGGAGCAGGUACACCGGGUGAAGAAACUGCAUCACAUGUUGGAAGUGGUUGUUAUUUGUAAUGCCUUUUUGACACUGGGGCAUGAGAACCUUUUUCCGCUCACACAGUAAGUUUGCAAUCUGGAUAUUACCUGUUACCAGACUAAUUGGAACAAAGAGCACCGAUUAGUCACCAGGAGAGUAGUUCUCUGGUGCCAUUGUUUUACUAAACUAUGUGUAGAUUUCUAUUUGGUGAUAAAAAUGUACCAGUAAUUCUUAUACACAUUUUAUAUAUAGAACGCCAAUCAUUUCUGAGCUAUGUAAUGGUAGGUUCACUAAUUCUUUGCAUUUCAAGCUGGUAGCCACCUAUGAGAAGAACAUGUUGUAUUGUGAUUAUUUAUUUGCAGAUACCAUUUGAAAAAGAUGGGCUAGCAAUGCUGCCCUCGGCUGAUGUAUUCAUAUAAAGAAAUAGAGCAUGUGUUAUUUUCAUAGCAUGCACACUCUGUGUCCUCUUGGAUGCUCAAAUAAAUGACAUAAAAAAACAACUAUUAAAAACAAUUUUGUGCUUAUUGCUCUGAAUAUUAAAAUUAAUAGUAAAAAGUUAGCUAGGAUAACAGUAGAGUCUGACCCAAAACCGCUGCUCAUCCAGAUAAAAUAAAGUCAAAUUUUCUCAAAAAAUAAAUACACAUCAUCAAAAAAAUUUAAUGCAUUUUUAAAAAACAAAAAGUGAAAAUUUGUUCUUAAAGACUAAAAAGGCAGACAAAAGCUGGAUUUAUGUUAAAGAAGGUUAACCAUAUUGGGGGGGGGGAGAGGGGGCAAUGUCCAUGUCAUUUUUGUAGUAAGUUGUUAUUUUUUAUUGUCACUUGAUGUCCAGGUCAUGUUUGAAGUACUACAAGGAGAAUCCCUGGAAUGAACAGCAUGUCUUCCAACUACCUAUUCGUCCAAGCAUCAUUAGUCAUUUUUACCAGGAGUGAGUUAAAUUUUGUAUGCAUCUAUAAAUACUGGUACAGCUGUACGUAUGAGAUCUAAACUACACUAUAUGGUGAUGUCUUGCUAUGUAUAGUCUGCUCAAAGCGAAUUUUAUUCACUAAAUGGGGACAUUUGAGAAUUCACCAGGGAACUGCAAAGUUCAAUCCAAAAUAGCCAAAUUGGAAACAUCCUCUUACUUUGCUUUUUUGGAAUAAAAUAAUAAAUUCCUAACAAAUUCUGUAGUACUCCUCAUUCUUCAUAAACCUAAAAUUCUGCAAAACCAUGUAAAAUCGGUGUCUAGAUUUGUGGAAUCUCUAUUAUUACAAUAAGUUCAUCCAGGGAACAAUCUGUGUUUAAGUUAAUUAUUUAGCUGAACUUGUUCUUGAGUUUUAUAUUCUGGUGCAUAUUUAUGGCAUUUUUUAUGUAUAUUUCUACAGGUCACAUCCACACAUUUGGAGAGUCGAAGUGCUCAGUGGGCAUGGUCAGAAGGAACUGAAAACUAGCUGGCAGCUGAGUUCCCGGUCUGCUGUAGAUCACGUUUGCUUUGACAUUCCAGGUACGUUGCCUCAGAGCCCAUUCUAGACACAGCUCUGCAGAGAAAGGUAUUGACCCACUGAGCUUGCUCUAAGCAAACACUGCUCCUCUCCAUGCCGGUGGUGCCACUUUGGGUGCUUUCCUGGCAGGCACAUCCCUACCUAAUGCAUUCUUAAUAUUUAAAUAGGACUCUAAAUUACAUGUGUUUCUGACACUAUAGAUCAGGCUGAAAAGGUGAUUUUACUCGCCUUUUAUCCCAUGCCAUGCCAGUCUCACAAUGGCUGGCCCAGUCUUACUUCACCUCCAUGACUGAGAUCAUCAUAGGAAAUCAUUGGGAGGCUAUUAGGCAUGCGUAGCAAAAUGUUGUGCUGCACCAAUCAGCUUCUACUCAUGCUUUGAGUCAAGGCAUCUCUAUGGGGAGUGUUCAACGUCUCCAUGCUGAGCGUGGAGAUACUGAAUGCUAGUGCUGCACACAGUGCAGCACUGGACUAGGAAGCGCCUCUAGUGGCUGUCUGAGUGACUACCUCUAGAGGUGUUACUAGGCAGCAAUGUAAGCACAUGUGUUUACAUUGCUAAAACUGCAUGGACAGGGUAUAGACCACAGAACCACUACAUUAAGCUGUAGUGGUACUGGUGACGAGUGUCCCUUUAAGGUCAAAUCGUUUUUUGUAUAUGUAGCCCUAGCACAGCUUUCCUGGCUGAGACUGCAGAGGCACGGACUAUAUACCAAAAUGUUUUAUGACUGAAUAUAUAUAAACGUACAUAUAUGUAAAUGAUUUUAUGUAUUUUGAAAAUUUCCGCACCUACUAAUUUGUGACAGAAGCCGCUUGUGUGUGCAAUAAAAGGGUUUAUUCACUAAACAGGAAAGUGUGGUCUAUUGAAAACUAAAUUUCUAAGCCCAAAAUUGGCAAACUAAAUGUAGGCUAAAAUGCGAAUUCAAUCAAUUACUUUGGAUUACAUUUUGCAGUUCAGUUUUCAGUGCACAUCAAUUGGGAUUUUGACCGUGUCUUUUGGAGAUGCUUAUGAAAGAGAGAGAUAAUUUCUUCAGUGUGUAACGCUCCAGCUGCAAUAUCUCAGAAUCACAGGUCCAACUCCUACCUAAGAUCUACUCUGCAUUCCAUACUUCCAAAGUGAAAUGAUUACUUUUAAAUCGCAUUAUAAUAAAACAUCUAAACCACAGGAUGUGUUUGGACACUAGUCUAAAGCUGAAUGUAUUAUUCCUUGUACUUAAUUACAAUAUUUGUAAAUAUAAAAGCAACUGUGUGAAAAUAUGAAGAAGGAAAAGAAAUGUGUGUAUUGCACUCAAAAUAUUUUGUGUCUACGCUAUUAUGUCACUUUCCCCUCAAUUUCUACUUUCCCACCAACCCAGAUGUGCCAGUUGACAUGACACUGAGUGGAGAGAGUGAAGAAAUUCAGUAUUACCGCACACAGGUCAGCUGCAGCCAAGUGCACUUCGUCUGAAAGUUCCAUAAUCCGGUACGGCUUCAGUGAUCUGCUUUUCUGACACCUCUGUGAGAUCUAUAGCAACUGCACUCAUUCCUGUUGAGAACCUCUCAGAAUCUAACACAUUAUGCAGGGCACCCGUGAUAGAAAAGACAUAAUCAGCAAAUUAGUAUUUUUCUGAUGAGCUAUCCUGGAAAUGUGCACCUCUUGGAAAAUUAUGUUUUGGUGGGGAAAAAAAUUUGAUUAAUAUUCUAAAUGGCCAAAAGAGCACUUUAGCGUGAGGAAUACACAUUUUUACUUCUAAUGCAUUAUUGUUCCUUUAAAUAAAACACUUAUACACUGGAGGUUAUUUAUAAGGAUUAUAAUUUUGCAGCAAAGUAAAGCUAUAUGCAGGAGUAUUCAGUGGUGACCGUUCCAGGAAAUUUCACCACACGUGUUCUUUAAACAUAAGACCAAAUGUGAUAUUUUUGAAAAUUUCUUUUAGUAAAUAUAUUUGUUUUUGAUAAAAUGUAAAUGCAGAGAUAAAAGUCUGGAAGUGCACCAGAAGGUUCCUGGUGACUGCUUCAAUUUAAAAAAGUCCCUGAAUUGUUAUUUCUUUUUUUUUUUUCUUUUUGACCCUUUUGUUAUGGUUCUCAAAAAACAACACCUUAACUCAAUGUCUGUUUAGUGCAGUAUUUUUCUAUUAUUAGGAAUUAAACUCCGUUCUUUUAUUUUUCAUUGUUCAGUCCUUAAAGACUAUUUGGCACUGUGUUAAAUUGGCCAGCACAUCAAAUAUAUUCUGCUGCAAUCGAUAUGUGUAAACCCAAAUGUCAAUUUUAUCAAAUCAGAGUUGGAGAAUGAAAACACAAUGGAAUUUUUUUCUAAUUAACAAUUUCUCAAUUCUACAUCACAUUGCGCCUUCAGAGAAGAGUUAACAGAAAAAUAACAUUGGCACAGUAACUAUGCAUUGCAGAUCAGAAAAUUAAUCUAUUAAUUUCAAACAUCUUACAGCAUUGUAAAGGUUUUAACACAAUGCACACUGCUCCGUGCUACCAAGAAUAAACCACCAUUUUAGCAUCUUGCCAUACUGAAAAAAGUCAACUGAGCAGUUCAAAAAGGGCAAGUGGUUGAAGACUAUUACACAUGAGAUAAAUCAAUACCAACAGGGUUAUUCGCUAAAGUGAGAAUUUAAACAAUUUCAAAUUUAAGGUCACGGUAGCCAAACUGAAAGCAUAACUGACUUUGAGGAUUUUCCAGUUCUGCUACUUUGACCUUAAAGUUAAAAUUCAUUUUAAAUUCUCACUUUAUGAAGAAAAAUAAAAACAACUUGGUUGGUGCUAUAAUAACGGGCUGCCUAAUACCUGUGAAGCAGAGUCUUUGUACCGAAAGCAAUAUAUAUCCUGCUUUUAUUUAGUUGCUUAGUUGGUGAAUGCUACUCCGCCAUGUUUCUUUGAGGAUCAAUGAAUUAAUUUGUCAUACACACUCAUUUUCAGAAAACGAACAUCAGUGCCUAAGAGUGCAGAAACCAGGAGCUGGUUGAUUGUUUCAUCUGAAAGUAUACUUCUCGUGCCUUGGGAUUGAGCUUUUUCUAAUGUAUAUUAAAUAUAGCCUAAUGGAUGUUCCCCUGACUCAGACACUAAAAUCAAAGUUAGAUUGUCUCCUAAAUAUGUCUCUAGUUUUUACACUCUUUAAAUGUUUGUAAAGACCUGCCCUAAGAAAUUUGUAUAUACACAUCCACUUCAUAAAGUGCAUUGGUUGUGCUGUACUCUAAUUCAAUCCUCCUUUCCUUCUGCAGGAUCAUGGAUGAGGGAUCCGACCAUGUAGUUCAAGUCUUCAUGACUGGCAGCCAUUGGCUGUUGCACUUAGUUGGCAUAUUAACUCGGCACCACUGUUCUAGCUUUGUCUUCGGAGGAGAAUCAUCAGGAGGAUGGCACUGAUGAGGAUGCAGAGUGUACAGACUGUUGGCACCACAAUCUCUGUCACCAUUUCCAUGUGGGAGACUAAGGGGUCUACAAGAGAAAUAUGCAUUUAAGUAUAGCAUGUUGCUUUAAUGUCUUUUUAAAAACUGUUUCACUACUCAAAUGUCUCAUUUCUGUUAUCAAACUUUUUUUGUUGCAUCAGUUAGUCUAUGAUCAUUUGGAGUUGUAAGCUCAGUGUGUUUUAAUCACAGUGGAAUUGUUUUUAUAUAUAUAUAAAAAAAAAAAAGAUUUAAAGGGGGCUGGCCGGACUGCUGAGCUGAUCAGUCGCACACAGUUGGAGCUCCGUGCAGCAUCGUGCUUUAUACCUACUUUGUAGACCCUUCACCCGCAUUUCCUAAACAUGAAAUAACCUACUACAUGUGGGAGCAACGUUGCCAACCAAUGCACUGGUAUCCCUGCGGUGGACUCUCCGGCAGCAUGACUGUGGCCUACCUGGCAUUAGGGAACUUGAGGAGCAGCCGAUCUCGCGGUCUCUGACCAACCAGGAGUUGGGCCCUCGGCGGUUAGACAAACCCCCCCUGCCGGUGAGGAUUAUCCCAGCACCCACAACAUCAGACACCCUUGAGCACUUGCCUACGCCAGUACCUGCUCAUUGCUGCAGUAUGUGCACUCCUAAAAUGGCAGGCGAACCGGGCACGCAGGCAGGCACUACAGAACAGCUACAACGGGCUAUUCCUAACCCAGUAGACAGAUUAAUGCAGCAGCUUGAUGAAGCCUUCUCAUGGUUCUGGGAAGAGCUUUAGACUCACAUGGCGAAUGUCUCGAGACUAUCCCAAGAGAGAGAUGGGAGAGGUGAGCACAGGGAGAGGGUAAGCCUCCUUCGGGUACAGCCUCUCAAGCAACUCACGCCACCAGCGAUGUAAGCCCACCUGGGCCGAAAGCCACAAGGGGCCUAGUCCCCAUGCAUCAACCACACAGACAGAAGGCAACCUGUCGCUGGCUGCGCAAGACCAACACUGCCUCCUGUUCGCUCAUAUGGGAGAAGGUCAGGGACUUUCAGAGCCUCAGAGACCACAGCUCGAAGAUGCAGGCUUUAACAAGCGCCUGGGGCUGGAGGGAUGCCUCCCCUUGCUCCCACCACUCUGCUACCUUCAUCAGUCGCCUAGUGAGAACCGUGCAGAGCAUCAACAUGGGAAUCGGAUGACUGCUGACAAGUACCGUAAUGCUGCUCCACACUGGACACUUGAGCCACACUGAUUUCUGCAGAAGCUAGCUCACUGUUCAACCCUGUCUGAUGAAGCAGCUAAAUGUUUAGACUAGUAUUUCCAUACUGUGGCCUAAAGUUACUCCUCGUGAUCAUUUAACCUGAUGCUACAUUUAAUCUACACAUAGAGAUGCCACUCACACUAAUCAACGUAUCUGCUACAUGCAUGCAUUCUCUUUUAGACCACAUUAGAUUACUAUCUAUAGGGCUACUCAGCUUGCUUUUACCUUUACUGUCUUGAGUGUUUAUAAUUUUAUUUCAUUUGUCUAGACCUGCUUAAAAGAUAGCUAACUACCAUAUGCUCACGCAAUCUAGAGGUACCUGACUAGCAUGUUAUAAACUACACAUACAUACUGAAUUUCACUAUGGAGAUUCAUCAGUUAAGUUGAGCUUGUUUAUGUAUAACAAAAAUGUGCAACUACCUAUGCCACUGUAUCACCUGUAUAUCUUUAUGUAUGCUGUUGUGGCGUUUGAUGUACCUACCUGCACAACAAAAAUAAAAAGAUUUAAACACCUUCUAAAACCUUCUCUUAUUAAGCCUUUUGACCAUCAGAGUUUUACAGACAACUUUGAUAUUCAGAAUGUUUCCCUUAAAUUAUUAUGACUUUGACGAAGUUGUCAAUAUACUCUACCAGCUACUCUUUUGGAGAAAGACGAGAGGAAUGGGCUUAAAAUGCCUUUAUGCUGUUUCGGGGCUUCAGUAAUUAGAUAUCAGUUUACAUGUUUAGGGGAGAUAUUGUGUUAUAUGAAUGAUGUGCAGUUUCAAUUACAUUUUCCAAACUAAUAUAUAUAGCAUU
Messenger RNA from Pelobates cultripes (western spadefoot toad), 30315 nucleotides. The record is from the annotation of a GenBank genome assembly. Lineage: Eukaryota; Metazoa; Chordata; Amphibia; Anura; Pelobatidae.